UCAAAAAUAUCAUUCACCCUACGGGUUUCUGUCAGUGGAUGUAGGCGUUAGUGCCGAACCAUUUUUAUUAUUGUCUUAUUUGAUUUCGUUUUCCUUGAUCAAUGAUCCCCCGAUACCCUUAUUUAGAUUUUCUCUAGAAUAUUCAUCUAAACUUUCUGCAAGUAAGAUCGAAUAUUGAAAACACCAAGUAGAAACAUGGGAAUGCAAACUGACAAGGUUAGGUUCAAUGUUGGAGGAAAAAUCUUUGAAACAACUGCUACAACUCUCGCAAGUGCAGCAGAGGGAAGCUCCAUGUUUGGAGCUAUGUUUGAUGAUGAAUGGAACUUCCGACCAAGAGAAGUUAAUGAAGAGUACUUUAUCGAUCGAGACCCGGAAUAUUUUUCCGUUCUUCUUAAUCUUCUUAGAACAGGUGAGCUUUAUGUCCCUCCUCACAUACCUGACAAAUUAUUCUACAGGGAAGCUCUCUAUUAUGGUCUGAUAGAUAAUGUUAGAACUGCAAGGUUUUGCGAAUUCGAUGGUAACAGGUUAAAGCUAACGAGCUCGGUUAAGGGUCAAGAGUUUGGCAAUUGUACUGCAAUUAGAGCAAGUCCUGAUGGAGGCUGUGCUGUUGCUCAUGACAGAAUUGUCCGUCUAUAUGAUUGGAUGCUCGAAGAAUAUCCAACAAUAAAUCUCAACUAUGAAAAAGUUAAUGAUAUUUGCUGGAUCGAUUUAGAGAUUGUUGUUCUUAGUGCUUGCAAAAGGUCUGGACGAGAAGACUCUGGUAUUGGUCUUUUUAGUUCGUCAAGAGGUGAUUUAAAGCAUACAUUUCAGCUAAACCAUGAAAAUCAGGUGAAGAGUUUCACUGCUGGAGCUUUAUGUUGCAACUCUGAUGGUAAGGUAUUUGCCGCAUGUAGUGGAACUGGUGUUAACGGAAUUGGAGUUUGGGAUCAAGUUACUGGAAAACAAACUGGUUUUUUCGAUAGAACAGUAUAUGAGCCUCUCUGUGAUGCUAAUAGGAUUCAAUGCUUAGAUGGAAAUAAUGGUACGGAUAGUAGCAUUAGAUGGAAUUCAGAGAGCAGGCAACCUAAAGCAGUUGAACCUAGUUAUCCUAAAUUAGCAUUACAUGGAGGACAACUUUUUUCUUGCAUAAAUGACCGUGUCUCUAUGUUCUGUGGUCCAGACUGGUUUUUGACAUCUAGUAUCGGAAGAAGUUGCAAUGGUGGUGCAAUUCGCGAUUUCUCAAUUGGUGGUGAUCGGCUUUUCGCUCUUCAUAGUGAGGAAAAUGUGUUCGAUGUGUGGGAGACUCCAGUUCCUCCGAAUCGGGCUGGGUAAUGACAUAAAACACUCUGCACUUCGCGUGGAGGAAUCAUUAGUUUUGCACUGGACUGAUAUGUAGGUUGAUGCGGUAUCAAGCCAAUGGUUACAGACAAGCCUGGUCUGAACGGGCCAAAUUAAAAUCAACCUGCA
Papaver somniferum (opium poppy) is the source of this 1446-nucleotide messenger RNA. Its product is annotated as BTB/POZ domain-containing protein At4g30940-like. Bases 196 to 1311 code for a protein of 371 amino acids. The transcript has a single exon. Lineage: Eukaryota; Viridiplantae; Streptophyta; Magnoliopsida; Ranunculales; Papaveraceae. Gene Ontology annotation, molecular function: protein binding. Gene Ontology annotation, biological process: protein homooligomerization. The record is from RefSeq and is a predicted model, not a curated record.